AUGUGCUUUGCCCCCGGACAGGAUCAAACCCAUAUCUAUUCCACUGUUGUCUUUCAGGUGUAUUGCGGUCUCACAAGUCAAGGCCAGCUGAUAGCAGUGAAGCAGGUUGCCUUGGAUUCUUCAAAUCAAGACACUGCAGAGGAGUACCAGAGGCUCCAGGAAGUGGACUUGCUAAAAACUCUCAAUCACAGCAACAUUGUAGGUUUUUUGGGAACCUGUCUUGAAGUAAACAUUGUGAACAUCUUUAUGGAGUUUGUUCCAGGUGGAUCUGUUUCCAGCAUCAUCAACCGCUUUGGACCUCUUCUCGAAAAGGUGUCUGCCAUUUAUACAAAACAGAUCCUGGAAGGGGUUGAUUAUCUGCACAAUAGCUGGGUGAGCCACAGAUACCUCAAAGGGAACGUUGUGCUUAUGCCCACUGGUAUUAUAAAACUCAUAGAUUUUGGCUGUGCCAAACUGGCUUGUUUGAACAUGACAGGCAGCAACAGUGAAAUGCUCAAGUCUAUGCAUGGCACUGCAUGUUGGAUGGUGCUGGAAGUUAUCAAUGAGAUUAGGCACAGCAGGAAAUCAGAUAUCUGGAGUAUUGGAUGCACUGUAUUUGAAAUGGCAAUGGGUAAACCUCCACUUGCUCAUAUGGACAGGAUGGCAGCCUUGUUUUACAUUGGUGCACGGAAGGGACUUAUGCUGUCCUUACCAGACCACUUCUCAGAAAGUGCCAGGAACUUUGUCCAUGCAUGUUUUACAAGCGAUCAACAAGAAAGACCCUCUGCUAAACAAUUACUGGAGCAUCCUUUCAUCAAUUAGAAAAAUAAUGAAAUCAUCAGCCAUUAAGCCCAAGAUGUGAAAUGCAGCAAGGCAGAACACAUUUCAAAACCUCUAGAAGUAACAAGACAUGAGAAUUUCAGAAAUGUUAAUGCUCACAUAAUCAACUUGGAGAAGAAACAAGAUACUUUAUUUGUUACACUAUGCACUGUUUACAAGCAAAAGUGGUCAGACAGGUAAUCAAGGGUUAAAGAUGUUGACAGAACAAGUCAGAUCCUCAUUGGACCUAUUCUGAUUUCUCAUUCUCAUUUGUUUUGUGCAUAAGUUAGUUUACCAAAAUGAACUUUAUAUUGUAUUUAUAAAAAGAAUUGUAAUAAAUACUUAUACAAAAUAAACUCUGGAUUGCAUAUUGUACAAUCCACACCAGGUGCAAUAUUAAAAAACACACUUGGGUAGAAAAAUAGUCCCCUUUCAGUCCCAGUUAUUGUACAUAACAAAAGUUCCUCCAAUACAGCAAAAUCAAACAAUUGAACAGAUCACAAGUUUAAUUUAUUUAUUUAUUUUGAAGAUUAGGACAUGAAAAAGCUUUUUCUAUAAACUGUCUAGCAUUACUGUAAAUGGUUUUCUAUUUUACCAAAUCACCUGUUCUACCUCCCUCUCUCCAUGGCAAUUACAGUGCUGUGAAAAAGUAUUUGCCCUGUUUGAUUUUCUGCAUUUUUGCAUAUUUAACACAUUGAAUUUGUUCAGAUCUUUUUGUGAGUUGUAGUAGUAUUUAGAGGGAGCCUGAGAGAAAAGGUUGUCAGCACACAGGUUCUAGAGGCACAUCAUGCCACUAUCAAAAGAAAUUCCUGAAGACCUCCUGAAAAAAGUU
This is a messenger RNA of Polyodon spathula (Mississippi paddlefish), 1630 nucleotides long. Its product is annotated as mitogen-activated protein kinase kinase kinase 19-like. Gene Ontology annotation, molecular function: protein kinase activity; ATP binding. Lineage: Eukaryota; Metazoa; Chordata; Actinopteri; Acipenseriformes; Polyodontidae. The record is from RefSeq and is a predicted model, not a curated record. Gene Ontology annotation, biological process: protein phosphorylation.